This is a messenger RNA of Eleginops maclovinus (Patagonian blennie), 6670 nucleotides long. It is a transcript of the gene slc6a17, whose product is annotated as solute carrier family 6 member 17. NCBI's taxonomy places the organism in Eukaryota, Metazoa, Chordata, Actinopteri, Perciformes, Eleginopidae. Gene Ontology annotation, biological process: glycine transport; proline transport; alanine transport. Bases 434 to 2626 code for a protein of 730 amino acids. The transcript is spliced from 12 exons. Gene Ontology annotation, cellular component: synaptic vesicle; plasma membrane. The record is from RefSeq and is a predicted model, not a curated record.
CCCACAACACAGCCAUAAGCACGUGGACACCAGAGGUGUGGGCAGUUGUUUUGCAGAGCUGCAGAACGGCGCAAUAAGCCUUUUUCUGAACCAAUUGAUGUUAAUAUUGCAACCAAACGUGUGGCAGGCGUUGAGCUCCUGCGUCAGACUUUACGCACCAUGCGCCUUGUGUGACUGCAAGCUGAUUUCGCAUCUCUUUGCGCGCAGAUAUGUAUACGGAGCCUGAAUGAAGAGAUCGCACACCACUCACUUUGGAUUCAUACUGUCACGCUGAGUCGGACGGUACAUCCCGUUCUGCACACCACAAGAGAUUAAAGAAAGUAAGCACAACUUUCUUUCCCUUCUGCGGCCUGAUCCCCCUUCAGUCCGUCACCUCAGAUUUCCCUUUUUGCCUCUGUCGCCUUCAGCCUGAAGGAGCUCCGGUGUUAGAGCCAUGCCAAAGAACACCAAGGUGACGCAGCGGGAGCACAGCAAUGAGCCGGUCACUGAGUCGGUGGCUGACCUGCUGUCCCUGGAGCACCCUAUGGACUAUAAGAGCAGUCAGAUGAGUAUGGGUCUGAGUCCUGGCUCCACCGCUCCAGUGAAGGCCCUGAUCCCCUCCCCUGACCCAGACGCCGAGGACGGCCGACCUGCCUGGAACAACAAGCUGGAGUACAUCCUGGCCCAGGUGGGCUUCUCUGUGGGCCUGGGUAACGUCUGGAGGUUCCCCUACCUGUGCCAGAAGAACGGGGGAGGUGCAUACCUGGUGCCCUACUUUAUUCUCCUCAUCCUCAUCGGCAUACCCCUGUUCUUCCUGGAGCUGGCAGUCGGUCAGAGGAUCAGGCGUGGCAGCAUCGGGGUCUGGAACUACGUCUACCCUCAGCUGGGAGGCAUCGGGGUCUCCAGUCUGAUGGUUUGUGGUUUCGUGGGCCUCUACUAUAAUGUGAUUAUCGGCUGGAGCAUCUUCUAUUUCUUCCAGUCUUUCCAGUAUCCACUGCCUUGGGCUGAAUGCCCCAUCCAGAGAAAUGGAAGCCAAGCAAUUGUGGUGCCAGAGUGUGAUAAAAGCUCGGCUACCACAUACUUCUGGUACCGCCAGACUCUCAACAUCACCAGCUCUAUCGAUGACACUGGCGGCCUGAACUGGAAGAUGGUCCUGUCCCUGCUGGUGGCCUGGAUCCUGGUCUGCCUGGCUGUCAUCAAGGGCAUCCAGUCAUCUGGGAAGGUGAUGUACUUCAGCUCUCUCUUCCCCUAUGUGGUGCUUUUCUGUUUCUUGGUGCGAGGUUUGAUGUUGAAGGGAGCAGUGGACGGCAUCGCUCACAUGUUCACCCCUAAGUUGGAAAAGAUGUUGGAGCCACAGGUGUGGAGAGAAGCAGCCACACAGGUGUUCUUUGCUCUCGGUCUGGGCUUCGGAGGAGUUAUUGCUUUCUCCAGCUACAACAAACGAGACAACAACUGCCACUUUGACGCAGCCUUGGUGUCUGUCAUCAACUUCGUGACCUCCAUCCUCGCAACAUUAGUUGUAUUUGCCGUCCUUGGCUUCAAGGCGAACAUCAUGAAUGAGAAGUGUGUUGUCGAUAAUGCAGAGAAGAUUAUUGGCUUCCUAAACACAGGUGUGCUGAGCAAAGAGCUCAUACCCCCUCACAUCAACUUCUCCCACCUGUCCACCCAGGACUACGCGGAGAUGUACGGCGUCAUUAAGACAGUGAAGGAGGACAUCUUCGAUCAGCUGGGCCUGGACGCCUGCGUGCUUGAGGACGAGCUCAACAAGGCGGUUCAGGGCACUGGUCUGGCAUUCAUCGCCUUCACAGAAGCCAUGACACAUUUCCCUGCCAGCCCCUUCUGGUCUGUCAUGUUCUUCUUCAUGCUGAUCAACUUGGGUCUGGGCAGCAUGAUUGGCACCAUGACCGGUAUCACCACACCCAUACUCGAUGCUUUCAAAAUCCGCAAAGAGAUCCUGUGUGUGGCUUGCUGUGUCAUAGCCUUCCUGUUAGGCCUGCUGUUUGUGCAGCGCUCUGGGAACUAUUUCGUCACCAUGUUUGACGACUACUCCGCUGGUUUGCCUCUCACUGUGGUCGUGAUCCUGGAGAACAUCUCUGUAGCUUGGAUCUACGGCACUAAGAGGUUCAUGCAGGACCUGGAGGACAUGCUUGGUUUCAGGCCGUACUCUUUCUAUUAUUACAUGUGGAGGUACGUGUCUCCAGCCAUCCUGGUGGUUCUCAUCAUCGCCACUGUCAUUGAGAUGGCCAUCAGUCCUGCAGGAUACAAUGCCUGGGUAGAGGCUGAGGGAGCAGAACGAUUCCACAGUUACCCUCCCUGGGCUUUAGCCAUGGCUUACUCCCUCAUAGUGGUGGCCAUGCUGCCUUUACCCAUCGUCUUCAUCCUCCGCCAUUUCAACCUGAUCUCGGACGGAUCCAACAAACUGUCCGUCUCCUACCGUAAAGGCAUGAUGAAGGACAUCUCUAACCUGGAAGAGCAGGACGAGCAGCGCUUCAUCCUCAGCAAGAACCCCAGUGAGGCUCCUUCCCCGAUGCCCGUUCAACGCCCUUACUUAGGCCCCGGCGGCACCCAGGAGAUGACCAACACCAACUACGGCACCAGCACCAAGACAGGCUACCAAAACAUUGGCUCGCCAGAGUCUGAGCUAUGAUCCACUGAGCUCAAACAACCUCCCAUCCAUUAAAGCCCCAGCCCUGCAUGGAGAGAGGGAGACAGAGGAAAAAAGGGAGCCACCAAAAUUCAAGUCAAGAGGGAGAGAAAAUACACUGCCGGUUGUUGCAGCGUUCAUAUCACCUUAACCUCCAGAGCCCCUAUCCCCUACUUUCUGCCCUCAUACUCCCUGCCUGUAAUUAUUUCCCGCAAUAGGAGCUGUAGUGCCCUCAAUCCCAGCUGUGAUGAAGGGAUCAUGGGAAUGUGAGUCUGACCAGAUAUGACCACCUUUUUCAUCUUUCAACGAAUUACAGGCGCAGAGAGAGAGGGAGGGAUGGAUGGAGUUUAGAAAAGAUACCGCAGGCUUAGAUACAGGCGUUGUUUGUUAAUGAGCUCUGACUGAGGUUAAGGUGUGUGUGUGCGGCACUAAAAUGCUUUACGUUGUACUCAUCAGUUUGUCAACAAGUUUAGGAGAAGGAUAUUUUUGAGACCGCAGGAUGCUCCUGGAUCUAGGAGAUCCUCACAUUGUUGAUGUUCAGUUAUUGAAGAUUGUUAUUUGUGGGGUUAGGAUAGAAGGAGACUCAGAAAAAAAACAACAUAUAUUUUCAUGAUCUGUAUCACCGUAUGAGAACCUUUCUCAUCCUGUACACAAAAUGAUUACAAAUACAUUCAAAACACCAUGUAAUAAGUGAUUCUGAUAGUGUAAACAGUGUGACAAACACAUUGCAUCUUUAUUGUGCCUAUCAUGCAUCAGCAAUAAUAACCAGUCUAAGUAGGGUAAACUGUGGAUCUCCUUCUAUCCCUCCUUUCCCCACUGAUGUAGAAUACUGUAUAUACUUGUUGUGUCGUCUGAGAUGUCACCGUAAAUCGUGUAUAUAGUCUACACAGUAGUAGUUGCGAAACGAGGGGAAACCUUUCGCCUCUUCAUUAUACUCCUAUGAUCCCCAAAGCACAGAAACACACUCUCAUUGUUUGCAUCUCUGAGCCUUAAAACAGAGCAGCGCUUUUCUUUUAAACAACCUGUGUUUUCAAACAGCAUUGCACAUGUAUGUGCUGUUCCAGUCAUGGCCAGUCUAGACAAAUCUUUUCCAUUUCAGUCAAUCACUUCAAUCCAUUUUUUCCAUUUUUAUCAAUGCCUUGGAAGGGCAGAGGUGAUUGCACCAGCAAAGAUAAGCAGAGCAGCCUCAAGCACACCUGUCUGCAUGUUGAGAGGCAUACUGUACUGAGAAUAAUUAGAGGAUGUGAGUAUUCACUCUGUGUACAUGCAGAUGUACGUGUUCAAGUGUGUGUGCGUCAGUCUGCCACUGAAUGAGAGCUCCCAGUGACCCGGCCUCUUUAAAAAUAGAGCUGCGUUACCCAGGGGAAGCCGUGGCAACGCACCAUAGUUACAGAUCCUCUUCUGAUGUGCAGGAGGAGAAGAGGAGAGCAGACACCUUGCUUUGUCUGCUCCACCUGCUCGGCUGCUUGUUCAGCAAUACACAGAUGAGAUAGUUUACUGUUGAGGUCCUACAAGAAUAUAAAGCGUCAAUGAUGUUACAGUUUAUAGAAUAAGAGGUUCACUGCCAUGCCACGCUGUGGAGACAUCACAUGUCAACCCGAAGAAGAGAUUCCUGGGUUUAAUUGUUGUACAUUCCUCAAAUUGUAACCACUACAGUCAUCAUUUCAUACGCACUACAAUUUACACUUUGAUGUCUUUUUGUGAACUGAGCUGUGGAAACUUAAAGCCUUUUUUUAUGUGAAUAUGUACGUUUUGGGGUUUAAUGUGGAAUUUGUGCAGUGAUAUAAAUGUUUGGAUUAAGUGGUAAUACAAGGAUGUCACCACUGGGUGUCUCUGCUGGCCAAUGGAGGAGUCAAUGACUCUCCGUCUAGUGGCCUCUCCCUGACAACACCAAUACAGAGACUGAACAGAUGUAGUGUGAUGCACAGUCAGUCACAUUGUUUGGUGCCUGAACAGCCUCUCUGUUGUCUGUUCGCCUUAUGCUUUUGUCGGUUGCUUUUUUUUCUUGAUAAUGUAGUGUGUUGAGUUUGGACCAAUGUCUUGUCUCAUUCACUUGAGCACUUUAAUUAGGUAGAGACUCUGGAGUUGUCUGUUUACAACAGGUUUGGCAAAGGUUUUGCCAUCACAAUAAUGCUGUCACAGAAGAUGUUUUAAUUAGCAAUAUUCAUUUAGAGAGAGAUAGAAGGCUGAAUAUCCACGAAAGGCACAAAUGUGUUGCAAUCCACUUUGUCAAAGACAUUUUUUUUCCUUUGUGUUUGUACGACGAUCUUUGAGAAUUUUGACAAGUUACAUUGUUUUUAUGUAUUAUGUUAGGACAGUGUUGAAGGUUAUGUUUGCCUGGUGUGAAUUUUGCCCUGUUAUCAAACCAGUUCUGAUUGAUGCUUCCAUGCCUUUGCUAGGUCCUCCUAUUUUCCCUAAUGCACGUUUUGACCAAUGCCUAAGCUGUCCUCUAGAUAUGUGGUCAUGCGAACUCUUACAUGGCUCUUACAUCUGCUCAGGUUUUUAGGCAACUUAAUUGUGCCUACUGUAGCUUUUUGUAUACUAAAGUUAUGAAUAGUUUAAUUCUAUCUUCCCUGUAACGGACAUUUAAACACACUUUUAAAGUCUAAAGAUGCCCGAUUAUCCCCCUUUGGUUUCGCAAAUUUAACUACUACCGCAAUAACAUGUUGAAAAUAACAAAUGGUACAACAAGUGAUGGCACUCACCUGCAGCUUUGGAUUACAGUUAAAGCACAUUUAUUAAAGCACAGGAAAGUGAGCACAAAUGAGUUUCAUGGCUCUGUGAGCAAGAGCCAGUCAAUGACUUAACGAAAGCGUCAGUGUGGGUGAAGUUGAGGAUGAAAUUUGUUGAUUAUGUUAGUUACGGUCUGAAUCAUGUAUCCUCAAAAGGUUCACUGGAGGAUAAGUCUGCAGAUUUAUAUUCACCACAAUCUUGACAAGAAGCUACACUGCACCACAAGUCUGUUCUUUAGGUUGAUCUGCACAAAGAAUACAUGAGAAAAAGUCUGAUGUGACAAACCUGAGCUUAUACUGGCAUGGAGAAGAGAGAACAAUCGAAACACAAGACAUGAUGCACAAUUUGUCACAUUUAGCCAAGAUCUUCCACUUCUCCACUCCAGGCACAGCAGGUCUUUGCCUCCUAAACGCUUUAAAACACUCUGCACAGUGGAGCCAAAUCCCUUCUCAUAUUGGUUAAAAUGCUCAGUAAUAAGAUACUGGCCUUUGGUAUUGAUAUUUGAAAUCAAAGACUCCAACUCCAGGGUCUCUUUGUCUUGUCCAUGUGUCGGCUGUGUUGCAUUAUGUACUAUAAAGCAACUUUUAACUGUUAACUCAGUUGAAUAAUUGUGAUUAACUCAACAAAAAUAAAGUAAUAGUGUAUUUAUUUAACUGUGCAUAUAGUCUUUAUGUGACAAAACCCAUAGUUAUAUUUAUAGUAUUUAAGAAAAUGUAUUUAAACUGUACAUAUUGAUGUACAUUCUGAAUAUCUAUAGUUAGAGUGACAGGGUGUUUACUUGAGCUGUAAAUAAUAACUGUAUAUUUUGAGAUAUUUUUUGAUUUUUGUACUGUAGGUAAUGUUACUUUGCUGUCUGUUAGUAUUUGGCGUUAGUGUAUGGUUGUUCUUAAUCAAAAUAGCUGAGGGACUGGGAUUGUGUGUGUGUGUGUGUGUGUGUGUGUGUGUGUGUGUGUGUGUGUGUGUGUGUGUGUGUGUGUGUGUGUGUGUGUGGGUGUGUAUAUGUAUACGUGGGUGUAUGUUUGUGUAAAGUAGGUUUUUGGUGUUUAGGUGUGUGCUUUUUUUCUCCUCUCUCAGUGUUGUGUGCUGCUGAUCUAAUCCAGUAGAUAAAAUCCUGUUGUUACAGUGAACUGGGACCACUAAUGUAAGCAAUCUCUCCUCUGUGUUUCUCACUGGAAAGGCAGCGGCUGCCAGCACAAAACUGAAGGAAAUGUUUGACAAUUAGACAGAAACUGAUCUGUUUUGGGUGAUGAGAUUGAUGAACUGUAAAAACAUGUUGGAGUCAAAAGGAAAAUUAAAAUUACCACUUUUAUUAAA